This is a messenger RNA of Notothenia coriiceps (black rockcod), 3943 nucleotides long. It is a transcript of the gene pamr1a, whose product is annotated as peptidase domain containing associated with muscle regeneration 1a. The record is from RefSeq and is a predicted model, not a curated record. Gene Ontology annotation, molecular function: serine-type endopeptidase activity. Bases 252 to 2609 code for a protein of 785 amino acids. The transcript has 11 exons. Lineage: Eukaryota; Metazoa; Chordata; Actinopteri; Perciformes; Nototheniidae. Gene Ontology annotation, biological process: proteolysis.
ACGAGAGCAGAUGAACAGGAACUAGUUGGAGACUUGGCACUGAUUUGAACUGAACAAUUUCAAAGUGAAAACAGAUGAAAGCAUCAUGGAAGGAAUGGGUUAAGGAUGUCUGUCCAUUAUGCUGAAAGGGAGGAAUUAAUCAUCCAAAGCGACGUCACAUUUUGAGAAGAAAGGAAGAUCUGGUAACAGUGAGCUAGGUCUUUAUUCUUGGGACAUCUUUGGAAAUAUAUUGCUGUGAGUUGGCAGCCAGCAUGCUCCCUUUCCCAACAAGGAGAUUGCCUACAUCAAUUUUUCUGGACCACAAACUCUACUACCUACUCCUAAAUGUCUGUUUUUGUGCAACAGCUUGGCCACGUGGGGACAACUGCCCAAGCUUUCAGUGGAACGCCAUGUGUCGUCCGUGUUGUGAGUACCAGCUGAUCCAGUGCCGCUGUCCCUCAAAAGGGUCGAGGGUUGGCUACACUGUCCCCUGCUGCCGCAAUGCUCUGGAAGAGUGUGACCCCUGUAUCUUUCACCCAGGCUGCAGUCUGUUUGAGAACUGUAAAGCUUGCCACAAUGGGACAUGGAAAGCUAAUGACGACUUCUUCGUCAAUGGAAAGUAUUGCACAGAGUGUCGCCAAGGCUGGAGCGGAGGGGACUGUAAAACAUGUGGAGACGUCAUUCAACGGGCCCAGGGUCACAUAUCCAUGGAGAGUUACCCAACAAACACCCGGUGUGAAUGGACAGUGCAAGUGGGGAGGGACAGCAGCAUCGAGCUGAGGUUUUCACUGCUCAGCCUGGAAUCAGACCAUAACUGUCGUUAUGACUAUGUUGAGUUGCGUGACGGCAACGAUUUGAGCUCCCCUGUGAUUGGAAGAUUUUGUGGGGAUCAGCUGCCUCCUCCAAUUAAAAGCUCUGGGAACAACGUGCACAUCCUGUUCUCUUCAGAUGGAUUCAACAACUUUGAUGGCUUUGUUCUGACAUUUCAGGAAAGUUCAGGUUCAGCCAUCAAGAAUCCAGAGUGUAUACUUCCAGAGAAACCUGUGAAUGGGUAUUUGCUGCCUUAUUAUGGAUCAAAGGAGGAACUUGCAUCUGUACAUUACCGGUGCCAUCUACCUUUUACACUGAUAGGCUCCCAGCAGAGGAUCUGUCUGCCUAAUAGCACAUGGAGUGGCACAGUUCCUAUGUGUGUCAAAGGCCGAACAAGCAGAGUCCGGUGUGCCCCCCCCUCUAAAUUGCUCAAUGGCUACCACAGACCUUCUAGUGAUACAGCUGGAGGUGAAGAAACCAUUGGAUUUUUCUGUAAAAACUCUUACAUCCUAAUUGGAAACCACCUGAGUACCUGCCUCUCUGAUGGAUCCUGGAGUAGCAGGCCACCCAAGUGUUUGAGAGCAUGUCGGGAGCCCAAAGUGUCGGAACUUGUGCGACAAAUUGUUGUGAAGCCACAUCGGAUAUCAAGCGAGAAUCUAGACCAAAGAAUCCCCCUUUCAUCAAGAUACAACAUGCAUGAUCUUUUAUCAGCUGGCUUUAUUCCACUCAAAUUGAAUAAACAGUCAGAAAAAGACGACACCGGUUUCCUGGAGUUUCCUAAAGGUUUUCACCCAGUGCACACGAGGAUUGAGUACAAGUGUUCCUCCCCGCUAUAUCGCCCCACAGGUAGCACUCGACGCACCUGUCUGAGAUCUGGCAGGUGGAGUGGGCGCCAUAUUUCCUGCUCACCAGUUUGUGGCAAAUUCAACACUUCCAAUCUUCUACACAACCUCACGGACACGCUGUUGCCAUGGCAUGCAGCCGUCUAUAUCCGCACACCUGCUGAACAUACUGGCAGCACCCACAGGCCCAGUGGAGAAGCCAUUUCUCUCCAGCAGGGGGCCUCAGAGGAGUCCACAUUCUGGCUCCUGGCCUGCAGCGGGGCUCUGCUCACCCAGCGGAGCGUCCUAGUGGCCGCUCGGUGUGUGGUAGACAAGGACAAGCAGCAGACCCUCCACCCAGCACAUGUAAAGGUUGUCACAGGCCUGCAAUACCAGACAUCCAGGGGUCGUCAGAAAAGUCUGCACCAUCUCAGGGUUUCAGAUAUUUUAGUCCAUCCAGAUUUUUACUCUGCACCAGACUCCCAAGUGGCUGUGCUUAAGCUAAGAGACAAGGCCAAGAUCAGUGAGCGUGUGUUGCCAGUGUGUCUACCCAAAGUUCAAGGUGGAGAGGUCACAGCGUUUGAGGCUUACACUUCGAGGUGGAUUUUACCAAAGGAUCACCUUAGCGGCAACACUCCCUCGAGCCAGACAAGACUUGUUGAGUUGGUUGAUGUUGCUCAAUGUGAAAGGGAAUUUGCCAAAGGAAGAGCCCACACAACAAUGAUCAGUGACAAUACACUGUGUGUCAUGAGGAAGUCCAGUUCUCAAAAGCCCUGUUCCAGUGUUAUUCCAGGUAUCACAACCAUGCCAGCUGUGUUGACAUCAACAAGCGGUGACUUGCCGGGUCACAAGGAGACUCAGGGAGCUUCAGGCUCUGGCUGGCAACUUCUUGGUUUAGAGAGUUAUAGCUACAAGGAAGAGAACUGCCACCAACAGACUUACACAGUUCAAACAAGAAUAGCUAAUUUCCGAGACUGGAUAGAGAAAAAUAUGAAGUAGGUUUACCCUCUCAAUAUUUAAUGUAGAGCUGAUUUAUCUGUAACCUCUCAGAUGGUCAUUUAUUUCCAGGUCGUCAAUAUCAUGAAGAGUGGAACUCUACUCGUAUAUCUUAUGUGUACAUGUCAUUGUUCUGGAUUUGGGCCACUUCAAACAACUCAACAGGAUCUGCUUAACACACACAAUCACAUGCUCAUGAUGUGUGAAUGUAAUGUGGUGCUGUGUAUUUUUCAUAAUUUUUAUAAAAAUGGUUUUAAAAAUGUAAAGAAACCCAGCAGAUGCCAGAAUAUUAUAACAUAGAGUUAUUAAUGACAUUACCACUGUCAAUUAAGAAAUGUUCUUAAAUACCUGAUUAUCUUUUAAGCCCUGUCUGGGUCUAGCUAUCUCUAGGCGUCAUUCCAAAAGUGAGCUAACCAUUAGCAGUCAGGUGUUAUUGUUUUUUAUUUAGCAUUUAUUUCCUCUGGAUUAAUUUUGAUGCAUAUCUUAUUUUGCUUUGUUACUUUAAUGUGUUACUUUACUUUAAAAUGCAGUUUAUAUUUUUUAUCAUAUAAUGAUUUAUAAUAUUAAACAACACCAUAUCAUAUAAAUGAAUACACUAUAAUAAAAAGCCAUUUUAAUAUCCCAAAAAUGCUCCAUCCCUGAUCACUGCUGGCUCCAGGCUCCUGACCUCUCUGAGUAUCCAGGAGAUAAUCAUUUUCCAAGAAGGAUAAGUCAUUAUCUGCCAAGUAGGGCACACAAUGUGCAGACUUGCAUGCAAUUAUCUUCUGCUGAAUUGUUAUGAGACAUAAGGAAAUUUUUCAAUUUAGUUUGCAUGUAAAAUCUAAAUUCCCAAUUUAAAUAGUUUACAUGCAUUUUCAAAGCAAAACUCCUGAUCAGUUAAAAUGUAAUGAUAGAUCCUUUCCUUAAUUUGUAUGCAUUUCCAAGCUGUUCAUGUGUGCAGCAGUACAUCACAUAUGUAAAGCAUGUCCUAGCAUCUAUCACAGAACAUACUGUAUGCAGUACCUGUGUGUCUGUGGCGAUUGCAUGUGAAGCUAUGCGUUCCUUCCUCUGUAUACUGUCAAACAUGUGCUGUCAUUCAGAAACACACUGAGAGGAUUUGCUAAAUUUAGCCAUUACUCCUGAGACGUACACACCCGCUGUGCUCUCCGCGGCUUUGUGCAGGACACCUUUUAAUCCCGGCCAAUUAAACAAUGAGUAGCUCAGUAGUCUGUCUCAGAUACUUGCAAAGUGGUUCCAACUGAUGAUUGUUCUGCUUAAUUAAAUUACUGAACAAAAGCUGCAAAGUCCGGAAACUGCAUCACACUCGACACAGAAACAAAUCUCUAAUACUGCAGAGC